GGUGCUGAGCGUGGCGGCGAGGCAGUGCCUGGUAGUGGGUGGUCGAGCCCGCUCACACUCCCUCCUUCCCCUCGUCGCCGGGUGUGCCGUGCUCCCUUCCUUCCUCUGUGCCACAGUGCCACAGUGCCAGUUCGUUCGAAGGGAGAAAUAAUCGGCCAGAGAAAGACCGAGACACAGAGAGAGAGAGAGAGAGAGAGGAUCUAUACGUCACAACCUUUGGACUGAAUAAAAUACAGGGACUCUUGGAGUUGUAUCACAUCCGUGCGUGUGUGACUUUCUCACCCCCUCUCCCUCCCGCCACCCUCUUCCUGACCUUAAUCAAGAGAACCGGAUCUCCCUUCCCACUUCCUUCUUUCUCAUCUCCUCUCCCUUUCUUCCUCCUCCUCUUUCUGUUCUUUUGUGUAUGGACUCUUAGAUUUUUGAGUUUUCCCUCCGUUUUUUCAUGUGAGGCUUUUAAAUUUACGGCUUUGGUAUUUAUUACUCACUUUUAUUUCCAUGUUUUUCGUUCUCCCUUCCAGUCCGUUUUCCAUAUGGUUUAGAGAAUCGCUCACUAAAACCUCAUAUCAUCUCGAGUUCUUGGGGUCUUGCCAGUGUUGGCGUUAAUAACGUAGUGCCUCUUUCGUUAUCAAUUAUCGACUAUUUUCGUUAUACACUUCGCAUUCUCAGAGAGAUAAAAGUUUCAUUAAGUAUUUCCACUUAAUUGAUUUCAAAGGGCUGUUAAUUGCGUCUGAUUAGCAGGGAUUUCCAUGUCUCGCUGGAUGCUUCCUAGACAACAUCAAUCAAAAGGAAUUGUCAAACACAUCUAUGAAUGUCACAUUGCGCCUUCUGUUUUCUUCGUCCCUCUGAUUACAUUAAUGUCUUGAUUCAAGUAAUUACAAGAAAAAAUUUCUUUUAUCGUUUAUAUCCUUGCUCCCUACGUUGAUAUUUGUUCGUUAUCCUUACUUUUGUUCCCUGUCCUUCAAACUUUUUCUUCUAUCUCUCUAAGCCACGACUUUUUAACCGCUCUUUUUGCUUAUCCGUCGUUUAUCCCUUCUUGCUCUGCGAUCUUCGUCGAAAUUCUCCUCCUCCGUCUCCGCCACUUUACUCUGUAGCAUCUAUCCUCGCCUCUCCAUCUCAGCUUCCCAAACACCCACACGCCACCUGCAACUACUCCCUCUCUUCUUCUCAUAACUCCCCUCCCUCGCCCCUUAAUCUCCACCCUCCCCCUUUCCCUUUCCCUCUCUCCCUCCUUCCCCCUCUCCCCCAUAUCCCUUACCUACUCCUCCCUCUCCUUCCCUCACAGAGACGAAGAAGAGCCCUGCCAAAUUACAGCCAGUCUCUCCGAGUGCAGGAGUGGAUCUCCCGUGACGUCAUGUGAUACGAGAACGGGCCAGGAUGGGAUGCAAAGGAUCCAAGUCCAAGAAAAACGCCUACGCAAGGGUUGCCCAGUACCAGAAAGAGUCGUGGGCCGCAGAGCGCGCAGUGUGCCGCCCCCCUGAGCCCCUAGACUGGGGGUUGGCGCCCCCCCACUGCAUCACCCCCGCCACGCUCCACAACCUCCUGACGGAUGGCUUCUACGCGCCUUACGCCGCCAACCCGCGCUAUCUCCUAGUGGCGGACUGUCGCGCACCCCGCGCCUUCACGCGGCGGCGUCUGGCGACGGCGCGCUGGCACGGCGCGCUGCACACGGCGCCGCCCCCGAACCUCGUCAACACCAUCGUCCUGUACGACGACCGGCCGCGCUCAGGGCCCCCCGCGCCCGGCGACACGGACCCCCUCGCCACUAUCUACCACGACCUCCGGCGUCAGAAGCUCGACCCGUUGGUUCUGCUUGGCGGCUGGUCGGUGCUGGAGGCCACGUGCCCGCACCUCCUCGAAGGGGGAGACGACCCCCCCACCCCUGAUCCCAUGCCCUGGUACCCGGCGCAGAUCCUGCCUGGCUUGCUCUACCUGGGCCAUGCGGAGAUGGCCACCGACCCGAGGGUGCUGUCGGCGCUGCGGGUGACGCACGUGGUGGACGUGACGGAGAGCCUGCCUCCGCGGGUGCUGCCCUCCAUGAACUACCUGGUUGUGCCGGUGCCCGAGGAGGAGGAGGAGCCAGAGCAGAGGACGCCCUCGUCCAACGGCAAGGAUAAGGGAACCAACAACAACAACAAUAACAACAACAACAAGCGGAGCAGCAGCAACAACGGCACCGACCUCAUCACGUCCCUUCCGACCAUCCUGGCCUUCGUCGGCGAGGCGCGCACGUACGGCGGCUGCGUACUCGUCCACUGCGACCAGGGCCUGACCCGCGCCGCCGCCGUCGUCAUGGGCAUCCUCAUGUCGGAGCGGCGCUGCACCCUCGAGGACGCCUUCUACUACGUGAAGGGCGCGCGGUCGGCCGUCCACCCGCAUCCGGGCCUCCUACACCAGCUCGCCAAGCACGAGACCGUCCUGUUCGGCGCGUCUCUCACGCAGGUGGAGGAACUCUUUUGACCUGCGCCCUCCCGCACCCGCAGAGCCCCCAGGCGACGACCGCCUCCACGACAGGGCCUCCGACGACGAUUUUCAUGACGAUUUAUGUUACGUAGAGACUUUUAUACGGACAUUUACCUGAAGUCAAGCUCCAGUUACGAGAGUAGCGUGCACAUAUCGGCAGAAUCCUGCAGCCUUUUGAACUCCCUUGUCGCCACGGCCUUGGCAUGACUUGUACGAGUCGAUAUCGUCUGCAACAAUGGCGCAACGGAGAUGGUACUUUGCUUCGUUGCACAUUCAGUGUCCUUUGUGAUGUCUCGUAUCAUGCAUUUUGGGAAGCACCAAACCUUUUGGAAAAAAAUUUGGUCAUUCUUAGUGCAGAGUUGGGCGCUCAUGACGUCAUGCAAUUUUGAGUGGGUUUACUUACGUACCCCAAUGACGUCAUGGUAAGAAUGGCCCCUUUUGUAAUCGACCAUCCACCGCUGAUGGUUAGUCGACUGUCUUUCAGAUUCUCUAAACAGACUUUCAUGUUAGAAAUGAGAAACGAAAAAGAAAAGAGGAGGCGGAGUAUGAGGAUGUAAAUACCAUGAACCAAUAGCAACACAGGUUCGUCGACCACGUAGUCUUUUUAGAGGAUCAGGUAGCGUAGUACAGGCCUCCCUUAGGGUUGACAUAGGCCUACAUAGAUCGACAUCGUCAACAUAGCUAAUCCAGAGAGUGAUUUUUUCAGAAUUUUUCGCUAUUAUUACGCUUUGUGACGACGUUGUAUGAUUUCCCCGCCAGUUUUCACGAUUCUUAAGUAGAAAACCUCGAUGACCUUAAUUGUCGUAAGCUGCUUAUGUAAACUCUGUGAUCUUCUAAACAUUUGCCGACUGAAAAAAAAGGAAAAUGCAUUGCUUCUUUUAUAUGAUAAACCCUCGCAUAUCGAGCUUUAUAUAAAAAAAAGUUAUUCAAACACGGUGGAAAGAAUGAACAAUGGAUUUCUCCGAAACUAAAAGAAAUUUAAUAGUAACGAAAAGAAUAUUUAAAAAAUAUGCCUCAUCCAAACUAAACGUGAUUUAUAUAUUCCAAAAAUAUUUUGUCUCUUGAAAAAAGAGAACAAAUCUUUAAACACUUUAAAACUUUAAAGAGUAAGAAAAGAAAAAGAUAAGGAAUACAAAAAUAUUAACAUUGUUCAGCCAUUUGCAUUAGCUAUAAAGCUGCAUAAAUUUCCUAUAAUGAAUAUAAGAAAAGAGAUAAAAAAUAAAAGUAUGAUAGUGGUAAUAAUAGCAUUGAUAAUAAUGGUAGAAAUAAAGAAGAUGAUAACGGUAAUGAUAAUAAUGACUAUAAUAAUCAUCAUAACAACAACAGUAAUAAAUUAUCGUAAUGAUAAUAAAUGAAAAUGAUAAUGAUAAUGAUAACAGUAAAAGGAUAAUAAUGAUGAUAUCGAUAGUGAAAAGAGAGAUGUGACAAUCACUUCGUAAACAUCUCGAGUGUUUUUCCUCUCGCGUUCCCUUGGGUGAGGGGACACAUCUGACCCCGUUUUAACCAUCACAGACACAGACAAGGGUGAAAGCGAGCCAAAAUCUGAUUGUCAGAGUGUAGGUAAUGAAGACCAUAGCAUUAGAUAGAUAUAAAACUUAACUGGUCGUUCAGCCAUCAACUUGUCCAUAAAUGUGAAAAUCUUAUAAAUAUCUGCAUUUCCAUCGACCUUAUAAUCUCUUAGAUAUGCGCUCAUAGAGAUGUACAAUAGGCUUACAUUCACCUUUUUUCUACAAUGGUUUAUAGAUCACAACUAGUCAUUGCCGUCGAGAGCUAGAACAGAUAGGUAGCUGUCUGGUUAAUUAAUCAAUGUAUCCAAACACGGAAAUCAAACAUAUUGCAUUCGGCAGUGCUGCAAAGGGAUGCCGCAGUGAUACAAACAGUAUGGCAUCUGUCCGUUGAGCAAACUUUGGUACGAAUUAGCGUAUGAUUUCGUCUGAGAACACUCUUGGAACUAGCGAAACGGGAGGGCAAUUUCAUGCUUCGAACGGGUUCAAAGCGGAUAUUUCCUGAUCAGCGUUAUGCAACACGAACCUGGCUACGUGCACGACAAUGGUUAGCAAAACAUGGAUUUUUUUUCUUCUCUUUUUUCUUGUUUUACUUACAAGACCUCAAGGAUUUUCACCAUCGUAGGGUGUCUGAUGAACCACUGCUGAGGGCCGAUGAGUGUCUAUUGCCUAAAAGCCAACGUCAUUUGCGUCUAUUCGGUGUUAUAAGACUUUCCUUGCAUUUUUAUGGACCUCUCACACCUGCUGACUGCCUAAGAUGAGGAAAGUUGACUGAAGAGAGAGAGAGAGAGAAAGAGAGAGAGAGAGAGAGAGAGAGAGAGAGAGAGAGAGAGAGAGAGAGAGAGAGAGAGAGAGAGAGAGAGAGAGAGAGAGAGAUUGCAAUACCAAGAGCAGAUGGUAGGAACAGCAAAAUAGGUCACGCUAUAAUACACACUGAUAAUUGGGAUUGUUCAAUGGCACAUUUGAAUCAAUACGUGCAGUCCAGACCAAUAAAAAAAGGUGAAAAAGAGAAAAACAGUAAUAUGUAAAUAACCUUUUUUUUGUUCGAUCUUUUGUCUUGUUCCGUUAAUCUUCACCCGCAUCAGUAGAUGGCAUGUUUUGUGUCAUUUUGUAUCAGGGAGAAAGAAGGCAUUAUAUAACCUCUAGCUAAACCCUUAUUAACUAACGAGAUCACCAGCAAUACCUGUUCUGAAUGCUUUAUAUAAUCACACCAUUUCCUAACAUUCCUUACUCGGUUGGCACAUUAUCUCCACGACUUUGAGCUUCCCACGUUUAAUUAUGGAAAGAGCUUUCAGUCUUCCUUUCAAAAAAAAAAAAAAAAAAAAAAAAAAAUCCAUUGCGGUGAAGAGAAUAAGAUAUCGGAAAGAAGCUUGAGGUUAUAGGCGACGAGAGAAAGAAAACACUCCCUGAGGUGUAGGGUGCUGAGAGGCAGAGAAACGGCUUCUUGUGCCGUAUACUCUACGUAGCGCGUACACGCACGUACACGCGCCAAAUACAUACAUACACACACGUUAAAAUACUCCUUUUAUAUAUAUAUAUAUAUAUAUAUAUAUAUAUAUAUAUAUAUAUAUAUAUAUAUAUAUAUAUAUAUAUGGAGUACACACACACACACACACACACACACACACACACACACACACACACACACACACACACAUAUAUAUAUAUAUAUAUAUAUAUAUAUAUAUAUAUAUAUAUAUAUAUAUAUAUAUAUAUAUACAUACAUAUAUAUACAUAUAUAUAAUAUAUAUAUAUAUAUAUAUAUAUAUAUAUAUAUAUAAAAUUGAACACACACACACACACACACACACACACACACACACACACACACACACACACACACACACACACACACACACACACACAGAUGCAUAUGUAUGUACAUGUAAAGUAUGGAUCAUGUAUAUAUGUGUGUAAGUGUAUGUAUGUGUACAUACACUGUACAUAAGCUAUAUAAACUUGUCUACACAUACAAUUAGCUACAGCAUUUAGUAAAGUUACUACGCGUGUAUCACAAACUGCCAAAAAAUUCGACAGAGACUGGAUAUGCAUCUAUAAUUGAUUUAGAUAACUAAAAGCGAUUUUUUUCUGGUGCUGAAAAAAAUUAUGUGCUGAGAUAAAUAACUACUGAUUCUCUUAUUGGGUGCUGAACACCUUUCUUCCUUUGUGAACACUGACCUUCGUUUGUUUUUGAAUACGCAUGCGUAUGUAUAUGUGUUGGUGAGUAAAUGUGUGUUUGUUUGCUGAGCUUCGGGGACAUCACGUUCUCGCGCGGGUCCGUGGAUAGCAAGAGUUAGGCCUAGUAAGUCUGCGCUUGUAAACUCUAGGAUAUACGUGUAUUGCGUCCUAUGGAAACGUCAUUAGAGUUGACUUUGCCUUCCUAUUACGAUGUGUUAAGAACAAGUGCUUUUAACUUGAGGAAUAAGAAAAUAUUGUCGCGAUCCAGAAGAUUGUUCAGUCACUGUCAAAAUUCCCUUGUAAUAAUCUCUAAGUUUGUCUCGAGAUUCGUGUAACCCGUUUCGAAGCGAUUCGAGACGUCAGCCAUGUAUAAGGGAGUUUUCACUGUGACUGCACACAUCAUGCAAUGCAGACUCGGUGAAAUGUGCCGCCUGACGUGUUUGUUAAUGUAUGCGCUGCAUCCACGACAGGUUUAGUUCGUAGAUUCUUAAGGUGCUGAGAUUUACCCAUCACUCAUUGUUUCAAGGCCACUUGUACUUUCCGUGAAGGAUACAAGGUAAACUAACUGAACAUUCUGUACAUAACAGCCAAUGUAUUUGAGAGAAAACUGUACCUUUUACGAUGAUAAGUCUGUAGUUUUACUCGGUACAGGACGUCAGAACUAAUAUUUCUUGCCACCAGUGGUCUAUCGGGUAUUGCAAAAGUGUAUUGUUUGCUGCCCAUACGACAAAAGGUGUGAGACAUCUGCAGAGACUGGUCUAACAUUAUGAAAAUAGCCUCUAAUAUGUCUUAGUGUCUGUUAACAGCGAGCUUAACUUCUAGAGUAAAUAUAUACAAGCUACUGUCCAAAUUAUGCAUUACCAACACAAAAAGUGUCUGCAGUAGAAGUAGGAGAGAAGACACCAUUACAAAAAGUAACACCUACGAGUAAUUUUUCUUGGAAUUUGUUCACGUGAAAGAUUAUUCUUAUUCUACCAUUUCUUUCCUUUCUUUUUUUUUGCCCAAACUCCGGAAAAAUCGCAAAACUGUGAUACGACGAGGCUGACCAACGAGAAAUCAUUGGGCCGAGAUAGUGUUCGGUGUCUCGAAACCCUCUUUCCCGCGCGUGUUGGUGCGUGAGCCACGUGUCAGUUGCGUGUGUGUGCAUAUGUGUUCUUCAUGUCCCAGGGGUCCAUGUGAUUCGUCGCGUGUGGAGGGUUUUGGGGGAGUCAGGCUUUAGUGUUCUGUGACUGGUAGAUGCAGGAGGAAUCUGUGACUAGCAUAAAAUAUAUUUUCCUAAACGCACCUAGUCUCUGCCUUUAAGGAGGUUGGUUGUCCUUCGCUUCCAUCCUUCCAAGUUAUCAAAAUAAUGGAUAUCGUGCGAAUAUUGUGAAUAGUAUAUAUAUAUUAAAAAUAGCAAAAAUCUUCGAGAAAUGUUCUGUAAAUGUUCUCUACUUAUUGACUGUGAGAAAGUUAAGAUUGUUAUUUCACUAGAGUGUACUAUUGUACCCAUAAUACUACGAAAUCUUUACUUCUAUUAAAGUUUACACGAUUAAAAAUACUAACAGACAAA
Penaeus monodon (black tiger shrimp) is the source of this 7695-nucleotide messenger RNA. RefSeq lists its product as uncharacterized. The transcript has 3 exons. NCBI's taxonomy places the organism in Eukaryota, Metazoa, Arthropoda, Malacostraca, Decapoda, Penaeidae. Gene Ontology annotation, biological process: protein dephosphorylation. Gene Ontology annotation, molecular function: protein tyrosine/serine/threonine phosphatase activity. Gene Ontology annotation, cellular component: cytoplasm. Bases 1375 to 2457 code for a protein of 360 amino acids. The record is from RefSeq and is a predicted model, not a curated record.